GAGUUCCCCUUGUCAACCCGAUUGCGCUUUGCGCGCAAUGUCGCGAAGAUGAGCUUCAUCAAAACAAGAGCCCAUCAACUGUCCGCCAUGGCGUCGCCAUCGUCCCCGUCGUCAGACGAGCAAGAAAACACCGCCGACGAGGAAGACUCUGAGGACUACUGCAAGGGUGGCUAUCAUCCUGUCCAGAUUGGGGAGCGUUUCAAGGAUGGCAAAUACACGGUCGUGCGAAAGCUUGGAUGGGGUCACUUCUCGACUGUCUGGCUCUCGCGGGACAACACGGCCGGCAAGCACGUUGCGCUCAAGGUCGUUCGCUCCGCCGCCCAUUACACCGAAACCGCCGUCGACGAGAUCAAGCUCCUCAACAAGAUUGUCCAGGCCAAGCCCAACCACCCUGGCCGCAAGCACGUCGUCAGCCUUCUCGACUCGUUCGACCAUAAGGGACCCAACGGCACCCACGUCUGCAUGGUCUUUGAGGUUUUGGGCGAGAACCUGCUCGGCCUGAUCAAGAAGUGGAACCAUAGGGGAAUUCCCAUGCCCUUGGUCAAGCAAAUCACAAAGCAGGUCCUGCUGGGCCUCGACUACCUCCACCGCGAAUGCGGCAUCAUCCAUACCGACCUGAAGCCCGAAAACGUCUUGAUUGAGAUUGGCGACGUCGAGCAGAUCGUCAAAAAGGUCGUUAAGAGCGACACGAACGAGAAGGAAGGCAACCGCAACGGCCGCAGGAGGAGAAGAACUCUCAUCACCGGCAGCCAACCUCUACCCUCUCCCCUCAAUGCCAGUUUCAACCAAAACAACAUGUUCCCAUCGUCCGAGUCUCACAGCAGCCUCGGGCAGAUGCUGCAUGAAGGCAAAUCCAAAGAAAACUCGCCAAAGCGUGACAAAAGUGCCGACCAGAAGCAGCGCGAAAAGACUGCCGAUCUUCUCACCAGGGAAGUCUCUGGUAUCUCCCUUGACAAGGCGAGCAGCUCGUCGGCAUCGUCUGGCGAGAAGCGCAAGGCGGACGAUGGCUUCACACUCGAGGUCAUCAGCGUCAAGAUUGCCGACCUCGGCAAUGCCUGCUGGGUCAACCAUCACUUCACCAACGAUAUUCAAACUAGGCAGUAUCGUUCCCCCGAGGUCAUUCUGGGUGCGAAAUGGGGUGCGAGCACCGAUGUCUGGAGCAUGGCUGCGAUGACAUUUGAGCUCAUCACGGGCGAUUAUCUUUUUGACCCCCAGUCCGGUACCAAGUACGGCAAAGACGACGACCACAUUGCUCAAAUAAUUGAGCUUCUCGGCCCAUUUCCAAAAUCGCUUUGCUUGUCUGGGAAGUGGUCUCAGGAGAUCUUCAAUCGCAAGGGCGAACUACGCAACAUCCACAGGCUUCGUCAUUGGGCUUUAUCUGAUGUGCUGAGAGAGAAGUACCAUUUCAGGGAAGAGGAGGCUAAGCGCAUCGCCGACUUCCUUGGCCCCAUGCUCGAGCUCGUUCCAGAAAAGCGUGCCAAUGCUGGCGGCAUGGCUGGACACGCGUGGCUCACUGACACGCUUGGCAUGAAGGGAAUUAAGGUGCAAGGCCUUGAGGUGGGCGGCCGCGGCGAAGGUAUCGAAGGCUGGGCAACAGAGAUUAGGAAACGGUAGUGGAUUUCACUACGUACGACAACAUGAAUCGGAACACAUCGCAACCAUACAGAACAACUUUGAGGAUACGAAAGGUGCUGCGCCCUUCCUCGUCCCGUCGCAACACAACACACCGCUGGUCAACGUUUGCUUUGGUCCCUCUCGUCGCGGGUUUCAAGUCUGGGCAAUGGCUGUGCCUCCACGUCUUAGGGAGAGCGUUGUUGUGGGAAGUCAAACAAACACGUGCACUGGACGAACAGAUGAUAGGCCAAGGAAACAGGGACAUGCCGACGUUGCUACACUACACAUUGCUACACGCCGAGCAGCCUACACCACAAUCGGUGGAACCGGGUUUGAGGAGUACCGCAGCUGGGAGCUUGUUAUGCAUGGCUUGUUGGUCUGCAUGAAGGAUAGAUAGACCACUGACUUUUUCAUGGAGUUUGUGCCUUGGAAUCAAAGUGAGCACUGAAUUGAGAGUCCACGGGUCAUGUCGGGGCACUGCGUGAUCA
Molecule: messenger RNA, 2102 nt
Organism: Verticillium dahliae VdLs.17
Lineage: Eukaryota; Fungi; Ascomycota; Sordariomycetes; Glomerellales; Plectosphaerellaceae
Product: protein kinase dsk1
Exons: 5
Coding region: 49-1614 (521 amino acids)
Biological process (GO): spliceosomal complex assembly; regulation of mRNA processing; protein phosphorylation
Molecular function (GO): ATP binding; protein kinase activity
Source: RefSeq, a predicted model, not a curated record